UGUUAAUGUUGCAUAAGAAGAGAGAUGGUACCACUUCUACCUGACAUAUUAAGGUUAAGGGUUUCCGAAUUACAUCCCUCACUACCAUCCUUGGCUCCUUUUCAAGGGGAAAAUAGGUCAAGGAUGUUCUGAAGAAUGCAACUGACUCGGCGACCGAAGUAGCGGAAAAAUGCAAGAGGAGCAGAGCUACCUGACAUAUUAAGGGCUUUUGUCAACGACCGCCAAGAUGCCGCGAACAGUCCGAGGAGUAGGACCAGGACCGCCACGAGUUGCG
Molecule: messenger RNA, 274 nt
Organism: Amoebophrya sp. A25
Lineage: Eukaryota; Dinophyceae; Syndiniales; Amoebophryaceae
Source: the annotation of a GenBank genome assembly